Molecule: messenger RNA, 517 nt
Organism: Suillus fuscotomentosus
Lineage: Eukaryota; Fungi; Basidiomycota; Agaricomycetes; Boletales; Suillaceae
Exons: 3
Coding region: 4-279 (91 amino acids)
Source: RefSeq, a predicted model, not a curated record
GACAUGUAUCACAGUGCCCCUCAAGUUCUCAAAUUACUUUGGGCUUCUGGUCUAUCGUCUUGCGUAGGUCAAUAUCGUCAGGCCCCUACAGUGAAUUCAUGUAGGCUGGAUAGCGCCUUCGAGGUGGGAUAUCCCGUAGUAGCCUACAAAAGUAAAACGUUCAAAUUUGAAAGUUUCAUAGAUUCAUGUACGCGUGAAACGUACUGGGCGACCCGCGUGACGGUUUCAACUCAAAUGUAUGUCUAUGGGCAGAAUAAAGUAUCCGGAGCCUCAGAGUAGUGCUGCAGGUGUGUAGCCUAUAUACAAAAAGCUUCAAAACACCCAUGAUCGACUGUAUCAUAAACACAUACGUACCAUUACCGAGAUCAACGUAUCAGGAUGCUGUGUAACAUAGUUGAACGGAUCACUGGCAAGCGCCAUGGUAUUGUAACAUCUGAGUCUCUUGGGACGAUCAUCGGACGUCGUCGAGGAGACCCAAUUGUAACAAAGUCGUAUUUUUAACUUUCCUAUAUUCCCC